Molecule: messenger RNA, 2091 nt
Organism: Lathyrus sativus (Indian pea)
Lineage: Eukaryota; Viridiplantae; Streptophyta; Magnoliopsida; Fabales; Fabaceae
Source: the annotation of a GenBank genome assembly
AUGGAUCCCUCACCUACCGCGCAACGUCGUCUCAAAGCCAUCAACGCACACCUCAUCACCGCCGCCGAUCACUCUCCUUCCGAUGUUCAAUCUAAUCCCACCGCCGGCGAGUUCUUCUCCGAGCAAGGGUAUAGUGUUGUACUCCCUGAGAAACUGCGGACAGGAAAGUGGAACGUGUACAGAUCAGCACGUUCUCCUCUGAAGCUGAUUGACAGGUUCUCUGAUAAUCCUGAUAUUGGCACACUACAUGAUAAUUUUGUGCGCUCAGUUGACACUUAUCGGGACUACAAAUAUCUGGGAACCCGUGUCCGCGUCGAUGGAACAGUUGGGGAGUACAAGUGGAUGACAUAUGGAGAAGCAGGUACUGCUCGGGCGGCAAUAGGUUCUGGUUUGGUUAAUCAUGGAAUCCCAAAGGGCUCUGGCAUUGGAUUGUAUUUUAUUAACAGACCUGAGUGGCUCAUUGUUGAUCAUGCUUGCUCUGCAUAUUCAUAUAUAUCAGUGCCUUUAUAUGAUACUCUUGGUCCUGAUGCUGUCAAAUUUGUUGUUAAUCAUGCUCUUGUACAAGUUAUAUUUUGCGUGUCUCAGACAUUAAAUUCAUUGCUGAGCUACUUGUCUGAAAUUCCAACCGUGCGUCUUAUUGUGGUAGUUGGAGGUAUAGAUGAUCAAAUUCCAUCACUUCCAUCAUCAGAUGGAGUUCAAAUUAUUUCAUAUACAAAGCUUAUUAGUCAGGGGCGCAGCAAUCUUCAGCCCUUUCGCCCCCCAAAGCCUGAUGAUAUUGCAACCAUUUGCUAUACGAGUGGCACAACUGGAACUCCAAAGGGUGCCGUCUUGACCCAUCAAAACUUCAUUGCAAAUGUUGCUGGGACCUCUUUGAGUGAAAAAUUCAACCCAAAUGAUGUUUAUAUAUCCUAUCUUCCUUUGGCACACAUUUAUGAGCGAACAAAUCAAGUCAUGACAGUAUAUUUUGGCAUUGCGGUGGGAUUCUUCCAGGGGGAUAAUAUGAAAUUAUUAGACGACCUUGCAGUUCUAAGGCCUACUAUCUUCUGUAGUGUUCCUCGUCUAUAUAACAGAAUAUAUGCUGGUAUUAUUAAUGCUGUUAAAACAUCUGGUGGUCUAAAGGAGAGGAUAUUCAAUGUUGCCUACAAUGCUAAAAAGCAGGCAUUAUUGCACGGAAAGAACCCAUCUCCGAUGUGGGACAGAUUAGUUUUCAACAAGAUAAAGGAAAAACUUGGAGGGCGAGUUCGUCUUAUGGUAUCAGGUGCCUCACCGUUAUCUCCUGAUGUUAUGGAAUUUUUAAAAAUUUGCUUUGGUGGGAGAGUGACCGAAGGGUAUGGAAUGACUGAGACUACUUGUACUAUAAGCUGCAUUGAUGACGGUGACAGACUUAGUGGUCACGUUGGCUCUCCAAGUCCAUGCUGUGAGAUAAAACUUGUAGAUGUUCCGGAAAUGAACUAUACAUCUGAUGAUCAGCCAAACCCCCGUGGUGAAAUUUGCAUCAGGGGUCCCAUUAUUUUUCAAGGAUAUUACAAAGAUGAAGUUCAAACGAGAGAAGUCAUUGAUGAAGAGGGAUGGCUGCAUACCGGAGAUAUUGGGACAUGGAUACCAGGUGGUCGACUCAAAAUCAUUGAUAGGAAGAAGAAUAUCUUUAAGUUGGCACAAGGCGAGUACAUUGCUCCAGAGAAGAUAGAAAAUGUAUAUGUCAAAUGCAAUUUUGUGGCACAGUGCUUUAUAUAUGGUGACAGCUUUAAUUCUUCUUUGGUAGCUAUUGUCUCCGUGGAUCCUGAUGUCAUGAAAGCAUGGGCUGCAUCGGAAGGCAUAGUGUAUAAUAAUUUAACACAACUUUGCAAUAAUCCAAAAACAAAGGCGGCUGUUUUGGCUGAGAUGAAUGCCGUUGGAAGUGAGGCUCAACUUAGAGGUUUUGAAUUUGCAAGAGCGGUCACUUUGGUGGCUGAGCCAUUUGCGAUGGAAAACGGUCUGCUGACUCCGACAAUGAAGAUUAAGAGGCCUCAAGCGAAGGAAUACUUUGCCAAAGCGAUAUCUGAUAUGUAUAAUGAGAUCUCCAUAUCUGAUCCUUCUCUGAAACCCUUGUAA